Molecule: messenger RNA, 2537 nt
Organism: Mus caroli (Ryukyu mouse)
Lineage: Eukaryota; Metazoa; Chordata; Mammalia; Rodentia; Muridae
Gene: Prpf18
Product: pre-mRNA processing factor 18
Biological process (GO): generation of catalytic spliceosome for second transesterification step; RNA splicing
Cellular component (GO): U2-type post-spliceosomal complex; U4/U6 x U5 tri-snRNP complex; U5 snRNP
Source: RefSeq, a predicted model, not a curated record
GGCUCCCGCAGUUGUUGUUUUCUCAUAAUUGGGCUCUGGUUGCUUCGCGGUUCGUCCUCUUCCCCCUCCCCUGGCGGGUGAGGUUACCGCCGAGGAGCUGGAGAGUCAACGUGAAGGCACUUAGACCCUGGGAGCGAGAUGGACAUCCUGAAAUCCGAGAUACUGCGGAAGCGGCAGCUGGUGGAGGACAGGAACCUGCUGGUGGAAAAUAAAAAGUACUUCAAGCGGAGUGAACUGGCAAAAAAAGAAGAGGAAGCAUAUUAUGAAAGAUGUGGCUACAAGCCUGUAAGUGAGAAGCCUUCUGGAGAGAUACAACCAAAAGAGGAUGACCAGAAACCACUAACAUCGUCAAAUCCAGUGCUGGAACUUGAACUAGCAGAGGAAAAACUUCCUAUGACUCUUUCUAGGCAAGAGGUCAUCAGAAGACUGAGAGAAAGAGGAGAGCCAAUUAGACUGUUUGGGGAAACCGACUAUGAUGCUUUCCAGCGUUUAAGGAAGAUAGAGAUUCUUACACCAGAAGUUAACAAGGGCUUAAGGAAUGAUCUGAAAGCAGCUUUGGACAAGAUUGACCAGCAGUACUUGAAUGAAAUUGUGGGUGGUCAGGAACCUGGAGAGGAGGACACACAGAAUGACCUGAAAGUUCACGAGGAAAACACCACCAUUGAAGAAUUAGAGGCACUGGGGGAGUCCUUAGGGAAAGGUGACGAUCAUAAGGACAUGGACAUCAUCACCAAGUUCCUGAAGUUUCUUCUUGGUGUUUGGGCUAAAGAACUGAAUGCCAGAGAGGACUACGUGAAACGCAGUGUGCAGGGCAAACUGAACAGCGCUACCCAGAAGCAGACGGAGUCCUACCUCAGACCGCUUUUCAGAAAGCUCCGGAAAAGGAAUCUUCCUGCUGAUAUUAAAGAAUCAAUAACAGAUAUUAUUAAGUUCAUGUUGCAGAGAGAGUACGUGAAGGCGAAUGAUGCUUACCUUCAGAUGGCCAUUGGCAAUGCCCCCUGGCCUAUCGGUGUCACCAUGGUUGGUAUCCAUGCCAGAACUGGCAGGGAGAAGAUCUUUUCCAAGCAUGUUGCGCAUGUUUUAAAUGAUGAAACCCAACGGAAAUACAUUCAGGAGGUACAGUUUCUGCAGAAGGAGAUGAAGUGAGGCUGGUGCUGGAGGUGGUGCUAUGGUGCUGGAGGCUCCUGCUGAGCUUCUAGUGAUCCUGUGGAAGCAUCGUCAAGCUGUGAGAACAGUUGACUGAGGUAACUGGAAGUGUGGAGAAUGAAACCCCAGAGAAGUGACUUGCCAGUGAGUGGGGCGCAGUGAGGAGGUUACAGGGGAGUUCCCUUUUAGCUUCACAGAGCAAAGGACACCACGACUUCCAUACCUGAUGGAAGGGAGGGGAAAUCAUGAGGCUUUUAAUUUGCUUAGGACUAAAACAAAACUCUUGGAAUUUUUUUUUGUUUGUUUGUUUUGAAACAGGGUCUUCUUAUAUAUAUAGUCCAGGUAUGAAUCAUAUCCAACUUGCUUCAAACAAAGAAAUUACAGAUUGGGCACAUAAGAGAAAUACAGGGCUUCAUUAGGACAGCCAGUUUAGAGUGUUUUAUGAUAAUAUGACUUGGAAUGUGGAUUUAGUGUAUGGUAACCUAAGAAGGUAUGGAAAGUGGAGUCUUGGCUUCAGUGUUUAUAGUUAUUUUUAAGUAGCAUAUGAAAAUGUUUUUUUAAUUAUGCAACUAAGUCUGAAGUAUUUGUACUUGUUUUUUUUUUUUAAAUUAUAUAUGCCUCAUACAAACUUGUUUGUAUUGAAACCUUGAUGUGAAUAAAAAAAAGAACCAACUAUGAUCUAUUUGGCAAACUGUUACAGAUCCCAAAUUGUAUGGAACGGCUUGUCAGGUGGCGGCUCUUAAAACUGAAGAUGAGUUCUGGAAAUGUACUUAAAAUCUUCUUAACUGCGUAAAAUUGCAUUCAUAUGCUAAGCUAGAGAAUGGUUGUCACCACUCAUGAAUUAUCUUUGUUUGUCUCUUAGUUCCAAUUGCUGACUGGUCAUUUGUAUGACAUACUUUGUGCCUUAUUCACAUUUAUUAGCAUUAAAAACAUCUCAGCCUGACUCCCUAGUGUUGAUUGUGCAGUUUGUACAGUUCACAUAUACUUGGGUAAAUUCGAAGACUUUCCGUUUUUAAUUUUCAGGAUUCUAUUAAUGUUUUUAUUGUGAGUGAGGGGUGGCAUGUGUGCUGUGCAAUGGUGCAUAUGUACAGGCCAGAGCCCUGGUUCUUCUCUACCUUUGCAGGUUCCAGGGAUCGAACUCACGUCAUUAGGCUUAGCUGCAAGCCUUUAUCAGCAGAACAUCUCACUGGCCCGAUUUUCAUUUCUUAAAACCACAGAUGACUGUAGUAAAGGCUAACGCUUUGAAUUAGAAAAGGUUUUUUCCUUUGAUAAUUGAUUCUAAUUUCCAAGGGUUAAAUUUGUUAAUCAUGCUCAUUUAUACUAUGGGUAAAUGAUACUGUUUAAACGUUCAUACAGUUAGAUAAUUUUAAAGACAACAUUUCUUGUAGACA